Exophiala bonariae is the source of this 1803-nucleotide messenger RNA. RefSeq lists its product as uncharacterized. The record is from RefSeq and is a predicted model, not a curated record. Bases 1 to 1803 code for a protein of 600 amino acids. Lineage: Eukaryota; Fungi; Ascomycota; Eurotiomycetes; Chaetothyriales; Herpotrichiellaceae. The transcript has a single exon.
AUGAGCAGCAUACAUGGCGGCAACAAGAGGAAUAUCGACUGGCUAACAUUUGGAAAGAAGACCCAAGCCUUUACUCCGAGUCAACUCCUGGAAUACAACGCUGCAGGAAUCGACCCGUAUCUGGUACAGGUUGCUGAACUACUCGGACAACAAAUCAGAAUCGGUCCAGCUGGUCAGCGCAAUCUUGCAAAUGCAUUUGGAAGCCUUCCGCAAUCGGAAUUCUUUGGAGAACACAUAGGAAUUGGCUAUUCGAGCGGUCAUCCCGCUCGAUUGUUGUCGAGUUCUGAUGGCGGGUUCAUCUUUCUAGGAGUCUGUGCAGCCUUGUUAGAGUAUUACUCUGAGGAGGUUACCGCGGGAGUAAUCAUGGACAUGCUGCGGAUUUUUGACAUCCCACCAAAUUUCGCACCAAGUGAUGUGCAGUGGCUAACUCUGGUCCGACUUUGCAAUGGUGUGUUGGCAACUUCACCCUUCGGAUUGUUGAUCACCAGGUCGGGAAGCGCUCUGCCCUUGGAGGGUGCCAAUGCCAAUAUUCGAUUGAUUGUGGAUGGUUUGCUGGCUUUGAGUGACCUUGUCAAAGGUGUUGAGCAAACGAUUUCGCUGUCAGUCGGCGUGGAUGUGUACUGGUUUGCAGCUAUUGCAGAGUACAUCUUCGGGCUCAGCUAUCAUGUUGAGCAUGAAGCUGGUACGACUUUGGCUGCCUCGCUUGGAGUUGAUGUGGCACAUGCACAGGUUUACCUGUCAACAAAACCUCCAUUGUUUCGACGAGACUCUCCAGAUCUACGCCCACUCAUCGAUCUGUACCCGGACACAACCCCAGUGACGGGCGGACGAGUGGGGUGGGAGAAGCUCUUCCGUUCAUGCUUUGGUCGAGCAUUUACAGACAUCGACAAGCACCUCCUUGCUGAUGGUGUUAGUUGUUUGGCAGGGCUAGUGGCAGCAAGUAUUGAGCAUACAAACAGCGACACCAAGCUCUUCUUCCUGCCUCAAGCAAGCACUGUUCCUGGUCUCUCUGGCUCUGGUCUAGUGGAAACUUUGACGGGUUGGUUUCCCGAGUUAAGACGACUGGCUCCACAGAUGGGAAAAUACGCCCAUGCACCAUUUCAAGAAGCACGAGAUCGACUCGAUGAGGUUACUGCAGCAUUGUCAGCAGCCUGUAUGUGUAGUUUCUGUGGCAAUGCCUCGAGCACAUCUACCGAUUUCUGCAAACAUAGCCUCAUCAUUUAUGUUCUCAAUUUAGGACUCGAGAUUGCACGCACAGUCGUCAUCCCUAACCUGUUCCCUAAACGGUCUGGUAUCCUGUCUGCUUACCGUCGACAUCACGAACGUCGUAUGGAUUUCGUGAUUAACAACCGAAGACUAGAGAAGGCUGAAGACUUCAUGGACAGCAUGGCAUCAUUCAUGCCGACACCCAGAUCUUUGACCGAUGAAUGCUGUAACAUAUUCACAGGCUCGCGGCCUGGGCCCAGGCUGACUGAGGAGACCCUCGCUCUUUCGCAUGGCGGGAUUUUCGUCACCGUAACAGCUUGGAAUCCAUCCAUCAGGAGAUCAGAGGUACGACAACGAGCAGGAGUAGCGGUUUCUAGUGGCGCUUCCCAUUUUCAGAGCAGAAUAAUGCAUCAGGCUUUGUGGUCUCCAGGAGUGGGUCAACUGUCAUGCAGUGAAAGUCUGGAGGUGUUACGGACCAGACCAAAGGACGUCCAGAGGAUUGUGAAAAUGAAGGACGGGUAUCUUUAUUUUUCAUUCGUUUUCAUUGAUGCCAACAAGGAAGAAGAGGCAGAAAGAAAUGGUUGGACAUUCAUGUAG